UUGUGUGUGGUGUACUCUUUCCUUGCGUGCAACGAGCCAGCAUGGCCAGAGAUUAAUUAUUCAAGGAUUGCCAGCCGAAGGGGAGUAACCUGAUAGCACGGACCUUAGCAGAGGCCAGAAAAUAAUACAACCUGAUAUCAGGUGAAAUGAUAUACCUUGCUUGAUCUUUUUUUCUGCAUCUUCCUCCUCUCUCCAUUCACUUUUUUGAUGUUACUGUAUCUGAAGACUUGAAAGAGAACACCUGCCAACACUGCAACAAGCGUAGCUUUUUUCUUUUCUUUUUUUUCCUCCUGUACACGGUGUCUUCGUUUUUGUCUUUUCGCCAAUGCUCAUCACUAGCAAGCAGCUGAGUCUCGGCCGCUCCCACAGUUGGGACACACUAGGUGGGAAUGAGGGUCAGUGGGACAGGGCUGAGAGUGUCUACGAGCAGCAAGCAAGAGUAGCUGGUCGGCGGAGCUCUCUCUCAUACGGAGAGGGAGGAGGGUGGUACGAGCAACCACCAGGGGUGCGUCCCCCUGACCUGGAUUUGAAACGCGACCCAUAUUCCUACCAGGAGUCCCUGUACGGACAGGGUUAUACCGAGCGACACGACCCACGGGGGCUGAGAAAGGGCUCUGUGCCGGAGCUCAACCACUACGAACGACUGCCCAUGGCUCACCGAGGAUCUAUCCCACAUCAGGACUAUUAUUCCCAUGACCCAGCCAUGACUCCUCGCCCGCCAGAGGGCUUUUACCGGGCAGAACACCAGCCCCCACCACCCCACCCUCAGCUCAGCAGGUCUGGCUCCCAUUUUGGGUUGAGUCCCGGGGGUCGUGCUGCAUGGGAUCAAGGUCAGGGAGGAAGAGUAGGAUCUCAAGCCCCUCCGUCCCCGCUCCCUCCUCCUCCCCCACCCCCAACCGCUCACGAGAUCAACCGGGCUUAUAGAGAACCUGGCGCUGUAGUCCCUGCCACUGCUGCCAAGAUGAUGCCAGAUGGUCAACAACGCAUCCCCACCCGAGACCCGUCUCCUGCUCACUAUGGUGUGGAGCACGCAUCUCCUCGGUAUGCCAGUGAGCCUCCACCUUUGUCUGGUCAACCGAUUUACACUGAUGUUAAUGGGCGCCCCUUGGACCCACAGCAACAAGCUGCUACCUGUCUAGUGGUAGACCCUGCAAGUCAGGGCGUUGUUAUUAGGCAAGAGACAGCCUCACCUUACACCAUCCAGCAACAGCAGCAAAUACAACAGCAACAGCAAAUGCAGCAACAGCAGCAAAUACAACAGCAGCAACAAAUGCAGCAACAAUUACAGCAGCAGCAACUUCAGCAGCAGCAACUUCAGCAGCAGCAACUUCAGCAACAGCAACUACAGCAACAGCAGCUUCAGCAGCAGCAGCUACAGCAACAACAGCAACAGCAGUUGCAGCAGCAAGCGCAACUGCAACAGCAGCAGCCCCUGCCACCUCCACCCAGCAUGCCUGUCUACGACUCGAACCUUACCACUCCACAACCUCUACCACAGCCUUCACUACCUCCUCUGCCUGCUGCAGUUCCAAGCCCAGCCCCAGCAGCAGCCCCUGUGCAGGCUGCCCCAGCUCCAGUGCUCCCUCCCCCUCCACUUCCUGCUCCUGUUCCCGCUGCUCCUCCCACUGCCCCUCAGACACCUGCACCUGUGGACCCCAAGAAGACAGCUGACCCUGAGUUCCUGGCUCUGCUGAGAAAUGAGGGGCUGUCAGAGAGCACCAUUUCUUCACUGAUCCAACAGGGCUUUGACUCCACCAGCAUGCUGGCUGUCAUGGAAGAAAAUGAUGUGCGCACAGUAGCCCCCAACCUUGGCCAGGCUCGCGUCUUGUCCCGGUUGGCACUCAGUUGCAAACGGCCUGUAGAAGCGCCCUCUGUGCCCUCCCUGCCACAGACACCCAUGAGGGGCCGUUCCAGUAGCUUUAGCCAUCGCUCAGACAUCUACCACCAGCAGCAGCAACAACAUCCACCACCCACUCCACAGGCUUUGGCCAUGGACCCCCAGCUGAUGCCCCCACACAGCCCUGGGGCCUUGCAGACCAUUCCCCCAAGGAUGGGAGAAGUCAUGGGCCGGAGGCCCAGCAGUGCCCCCUCUCAGCACCUCUUGGAAACCUCAGGAGGCUACCCUGGUCAAGCACCUCGCACCCCUGGGCCCUAUGCUGGAGCAGUGUUGCCUGUUCAGUCACGACCCAUGUCCGCCUACACCCAACAUCCUGGGGUGGCCAUGCCAGGGAUGCCCAUGCAGGGUAUGCAGAUAAUGCCACAGCAGAUGACUGGGUCAAUGCCCGCCAUGCCAGGAUCUGUUCACCCACUGCCAGGUAUGCCCCAGCAGAUGCCUGUGUCUAUGCCAGCUUUACCACAGCCAGCACAACAGGUACCAAAAGCAUACUCUACCAAUUACACAGUGCCCAUGGAGCUGAUGAAAAGGGACAGGAACUUGCCGUCACUGUCGCCCAUGCACAGCCCUCAUCCCAGUCCUCAGUUGGUGCGUAAGGCUGGGGUACCAGCACCAGACAAUGCCCUAGUCCCUGUGGGUGCCCCCAUUCAAGGCCAGAGCGCCCUGGCUGCUAACCAGAAACUCAGUCGACGCACUGGUCCACCUGUCAUCGUGUCCACUAUGGCUUCUCCAGAUACAAGUAUCCGGCCCCAGAUUAUGAACGGGCCCAUGCACCCGCGCCCCCUGGUGGCGCUGCUGGACGGGCGCGACUGCACCGUGGAGAUGCCCAUCCUCAAGGACCUGGCCACUGUGGCUUUCUGCGACGCCCAGUCCACGCAGGAGAUCCACGAGAAGGUGCUGAACGAGGCCGUGGGAGCCAUGAUGUACCACACCAUCACCCUGACCAGAGAGGACCUGGAGAAGUUCAAAGCCCUCCGCAUCAUCAUCCGCAUCGGCAGCGGCUACGACAACAUCGACAUCAAGGCCGCCGGAGAGCUGGGCAUCGCGGUGUGCAAUAUCCCCUCAGCGGCUGUAGAAGAAACAGCAGACUCGACACUCUGUCACAUCCUCAACCUGUACCGGCGAAACACCUGGCUCUACCAGGCUCUCCGAGAGGGCACGCGGGUCCAGAGCGUGGAGCAGAUUCGUGAGGUGGCCUCGGGAGCAGCCAGGAUCCGAGGGGAGACGCUCGGCCUCAUCGGCUUCGGUCGCUCGGGCCAGGCGGUGGCGGUGCGGGCCAAGGUGUUCGGCUUCAACGUGAUCUUCUACGACCCCUACCUGCAGGACGGCCUGGAGCGCUCGCUGGGCGUCCAGCGUGUGUACACCCUGCAGGACCUGCUGUACCAGAGCGACUGCGUGUCCCUGCACUGCAACCUGAACGAACACAACCACCACCUCAUCAACGACUUCACCAUCAAACAGAUGCGUCAAGGUGCGUUCCUGGUGAACUCGGCGCGGGGCGGCCUGGUGGAUGAGAAAGCCCUGGCCCAGGCCCUGAAGGAGGGCAGGAUACGGGGGGCUGCCCUGGACGUGCACGAGUCCGAGCCUUUCAGUUUUACCCAGGGUCCUCUGAAAGAUGCCCCCAACUUGAUCUGCACACCGCACACCGCCUGGUACAGCGAACAGGCUUCGCUGGAGAUGAGAGAGGCGGCCGCCACCGAAAUACGCCGAGCCAUCACUGGCCGCAUCCCCGACAGUCUACGAAACUGCGUCAACAAAGAGUUCUUCGUCACCACGGCGCCCUGGGGGGUGAUGGAGCAGCCGCAGCCACAAGUGCACCCCGAGCUCAACGGCGCCGCCUACAGCCGAGUGAACCAAACCAUGGUACAGGCCAUAGCAACGGGGGGAAUGCAAGACAAAUUAUAUACCUAAUUCUCAACCAGGUACCCUCCCGGCGUGGUGGGCGUAGCUCCCGGUGGGAUUCCCGGGCCGAUGGAGGGGAUGGUCCCCGGGGGAGUGCCCAUCGCCCACACACUGCCCUCCGGUACCCAUCCCUCACAGGCCCCCUCCCCCAACCAACCCUCCAAACAUGGCGACCCCAUGAGAGAGCACAUGACCGAGCCAUAGGACUGCUGAAGCCGAGCAGGGGGCUAAUACCCAUGUAUACUUUACCCAACUCAACCAUCUAACUGUAUGCUUGACCUAGCCAUCUGAAACUACCAGCAGACUGCCUGCCGGCCAACGUUUCACACUCGUGUUUUUUGUAUGAAACAACCAAACCCAAGUGAGGACAGUGGAUACUUGACGUGCGCUGCCACUCGAAGUUGGGGACUGACCGUCGAACUCAUGCGCUGAAGAUCUGAUUUUUUUUUUCUUUCUCCUACCUGUUAUCUUUUUUUUUUGUUUUUCUUAGGUUUACGUGAUACUCUUGUUUUGUUCUUUGUUUUUGUUUUUUUUUCUCUCUCAAACAUUUUACCAGGAGCUGUGGGACACGUUGAUGAUACCUCAUGCAGGACUGAAGUCCCAUCCGCCCUCUCUGGCUUCACUACCAAAAGGGGGAGAACUUUGGGAAGACAAUGACUUCAUAUCUUACUGGACAAGCCUCCUUUCCCCUCUUUUCUCCAUCCAUUCCACCCAUUUCAGCGCAAAUGCGUCAUUUUUUUCCUCAUCUUUUUUUUUUUUUUUUUUUAACUUUCUUCUUUUUAUCUUAUAUUCUGUGUCCCUGUUGCAAGUAAAUGAGUUGUCUCUCUGUUCUUUGGUGUGAGAAAAUGAAUGGAUUUACAAGUUACACAUAUAUUUAGCAGACAGUUUGGAAAAGUGAGCUGAUGUCUCCAUAGAAAUCUGAACCUUUUUUUUUUUUUUUUUUUUUUUUUAAUUUUGCUCAUCCUGUUCACCUCUGUUAACUGGUGGCCCCCUGAAUGUAAAGAUACGGGGCAGUCGGGUAAUUUCCAGUUACAGGAGAAUAUUUUGACCUACGAGACUGAUUUUCCCUCUUAAACCAAAAAAAAAAAAAGAAAGAAAAAACUAAUUGAAGGACUUCAUAGUUUGAUUUAUAUUUUAUGUCGAGUGAUAGCCACCUAAAGUAAUAUUGCUGUUGUGAUUUAUCAAACUAUUGGACUGAACUGACAUACCGAUGGUAUUUGGUUAUUAUGAGAACUUCUCCCAUCUAAAAUAUUGUCUGCAUCUAUAGGACAUAAACUGCAGCACCAGCUAGCUAGCCAGUUAGGAAGAAAAGGGUUUGGAAAAGCAAAAGAGAAAAAUCUCUUACUGACUCAGGAAAAAAAAAAAAAAAAAACGACUAACUAACUUUUGUCAGAUGUAUCUCCCCCCUCAAAAUCUAUUUGAAUCA
This is a messenger RNA of Myripristis murdjan (pinecone soldierfish), 5222 nucleotides long. RefSeq names its product C-terminal binding protein 2a (gene ctbp2a). Gene Ontology annotation, molecular function: DNA-binding transcription factor binding; transcription coregulator binding; transcription corepressor activity. Gene Ontology annotation, biological process: regulation of transcription by RNA polymerase II. Gene Ontology annotation, cellular component: nucleus. The transcript is spliced from 10 exons. The coding region runs from base 326 to 3805 and encodes 1159 amino acids. Lineage: Eukaryota; Metazoa; Chordata; Actinopteri; Holocentriformes; Holocentridae. The record is from RefSeq and is a predicted model, not a curated record.